AUGGCGAAAGGACUUGGCCACCCCGAUUUUCAAGCGUUCAGACCAUACGACUUCAAAGCCGCAAAUGAGGAUUAUAUGGCAAAUGUCUUCUCCAAGCCGAACAUGACUGUGGGAGCAAAGUCUCGCGUUGGCAUAAUCACAUGUUGUGAUGCAAGAUGCAGUCCGGACCAAUUUUUCCGCUUUGGCGAAAACGAGGCUUUUGUCAUUCGCAAUGGAGGUGGAAGAACUGCAACCAUGGAUGUUCUUCGAACAAUUGCCAGUAUCGAAGUAUUAAGUGACAUCAAAGAGUUGAAGGUCAUUCAUCACACAGACUGCGGCGCUUUAGCAUGCUCCGACGACUGGAUCCGAUCAAUGAUAUCGAAAAACGACCCAAGCAUGAAAGACGGACCAUUCCUGGCGGGAUCGAAACAGUGGGCGGAGGCGUUGACCUACUAUGCAUUUUCGUGGGAAGAGGGGGAAACGGAAAGAGAAGUGUUGGAAAGAAGCGUGGUAGAGGACGUCCAAUUUUUGAGGAGCCACCCCUUGAUUAAGCCGUCGAUCCCAAUCACAGGUUGGAUCUUCAAUCAAGAGAACGGUGCGGUGGAAGAGGUCGACUGCGGGCUGCAAGAUGGACGCGAUCCUCGCCUGAUUGAACUGCUCAAAGAGCAGCUUUCCAAGACUUUGAAUGGAGAGAUGAAAGGCGUCAUUGCAAGCAUCGGCAAGACCGCCCACUGA
This is a messenger RNA of Cladophialophora psammophila CBS 110553, 714 nucleotides long. RefSeq lists its product as uncharacterized. The coding region runs from base 1 to 714 and encodes 237 amino acids. The record is from RefSeq and is a predicted model, not a curated record. Gene Ontology annotation, molecular function: zinc ion binding; carbonate dehydratase activity. The transcript has 2 exons. Lineage: Eukaryota; Fungi; Ascomycota; Eurotiomycetes; Chaetothyriales; Herpotrichiellaceae.